Messenger RNA from Xenopus laevis (African clawed frog), 2767 nucleotides. It is a transcript of the gene poln.L, whose product is annotated as polymerase (DNA directed) nu L homeolog. The record is from RefSeq and is a predicted model, not a curated record. The transcript is spliced from 26 exons. Lineage: Eukaryota; Metazoa; Chordata; Amphibia; Anura; Pipidae. The coding region runs from base 13 to 2643 and encodes 876 amino acids.
GACAAGGCAAAAAUGGAGAAAUACAGGCAAGACUUUGGAUUCUACAGUUACAAAGAACCAUUGUCAGACGCUGCUGGAAAAAUUAUGACCGCUCUACAGUAUAAUCCUCCAAACACCAUGAAUCCAGUAUGGGAUGAAGAUGUUAUCUGGGAAAAAGUGCUUUGUCAGGAUGUUAAUUCAGACACAAAAAACAAGGCGAAUGUUCAUGCAGUUACCUUUCAUCCAAAGAAUCAGCCUCCAUCGGGUUCAUCUGUUGAUCAGGAAAUGGUACAAUGUUCUUUACAGGGGCAGUGCCAUCUUAAGGAAUGGCCUGUUGAUUUGAUAGGGAGGAAUUUGAAAGCUAUUACUGAUAUUCCUGAAACGUUCAGCCAUGAUAAUGCUGUUACCAAAGUGUAUGGGAAAAAUAAUAAGGAUAAAGCUGCCAUAUCUCUUGCUGCACCUUCGGUUUGUACCAACUCAACUAAAGUGAAAUAUGUCCGAGAACACCAAGAACAAGCAGCAUGUGCCUUUCCUCUGCAGAAAAGCCCUGUCAGUGAAGACAUAAGUCAUACCUUGGGCUGUGCAACCAGAAAAGUAAAGCAGGAUUCAUUUUUUGAACAACAAUCCUUUUCGGAACAUGGGGAUGUGAAAAUAUUUCAACCUCAGUCUGUUAAGGAGACUGAAAAGCUACAGAUAUGCAAUGUUGGUUCUAUGAGGAAAGAACAACGGAAUGACUUACUGGAAGAGAUAAAACAGGCCAGAGCCCUGGUAGUAACAAUGGAGUUUCAUGAUGGAUCCUCGCAGCUCAGUAAUAAAACGGUUUCAGCCUCGCCAGUUAAAGGGAUUAUUAUAUUAAUUAAAAAGCAGCCAAUACAUGUGUCCUUAGAGAUGAAAGCAGCUGAUGCCAGUGAAGAGAAAUAUAUUUAUAUAGCUACAGCAGAUGAUACUUUAUUGAAGAAAAAACAGGCCCCGAAAGAUUUUGUUUGGGAUUUGCUCUCACUUAUGCUGCAAACGAAUACAAAUGUUAUUUGCUUCAAUGCCAAAGACUUUCUACGGACAGUCUUUCUUGUUUAUGGGAAGGAAGAAAGCUGGAAAAGAGGUAUAAAAGGCAUUGUGCUGGACCCCAGAAUAGCAGCAUGGCUCUUAAAUCCAGCGGACUGUAACCCAUCAUUUGAAGAUUUAGUUUGCAAGUACUGCAAGAAUGUGGACAUAAAAACUGCUAGCAAAAUCUCAGAUCCUUUGCAUCAGAACACUUACACAAAUAUGAAUGUACUGUAUACUCUGAUGAUGAACAUACGCACUAAACUUCAGUUGGAAGGGUUAUGGGAGCUCUAUUGUACCAUAGAACUUCCGAUGACAGCAAUUUUGGCAGCAAUGGAAGUCAACAGAAUACAAGUUAAUCAGGAGGAGUUAAAGAUGACAUCUGACCUUCUAGGGGCUCACCUUAAACAACUGGAACGGGACGCACACCAUGUGGCAGGGCAGAAGUUCAGAAUAACCAGCAGCAAUGAAAUCAGAGAGGUGCUUUUUGAUAAAUUACACUUGCAUCUUCAAUGUACAACUAAGAAACUUCCUCGGACCAACCUGCGCCACCUUCCGUCCACUGCCGAAACCGUGUUGCUUCAACUUCAGGAUCUGCAUCCACUGCCCAAAAUUGUGUUAGAAUAUAGACAGAUACGAAAAAUUAAAUCAACUUAUAUAGACGGGCUUCUAUCUUGCAUGACCACGGGUGGCGGAGCUUGUGUAUCUCCAACUUGGAAUCAAACAGGAACAGUGAGCGGCAGACUUUCUGCAAACCAUCCUAACAUCCAGGGUGUUCCAAAGCUGGCAGUUCAGAUAGCAAAGCCGCAAUAUAUCCAAGGCAAAGACAAGGAAAUGAUCACCAUUAAUCCAAGGUCUAUGUUUAUAGCAGCCAAAGGCUUUACUUUCCUAGCAGCAGAUUUUUCACAAAUAGAACUACGCUUAAUGGCGCACUUUUCUUCUGAUCCUGAACUCCUAAGAUUAUUUGACAAGCCGGAAACCAUAGACGUUUUUACAAAACUGGCAUCACAGUGGAGAGAUGUAGAUCCUGAGAAUGUAACGCAAUUAGACAGAGAACAAGCAAAACGUAUAGUCUACUCAGUACUCUAUGGAGCAGGUAAGGAACGCCUUUCACAAAACCUGGGUAUCACACCAAGUGAAGCCAACACAUUUAUCGAAAGCUUUCUCAAAAAAUAUAAAGUGUCGGAGUUUGCUCAACAAAUUAUACAGCAGUGCCAGAAAACAGGAUUUGUGGUAUCACUAAUGGGUCGCAAAAGGCCCCUUCCACACAUCACAGCACAGGACUUCACUUUGAGAACACAGGCAGAAAGACAAGCUGUCAAUUUUGUCAUUCAAGGGUCCGCUGCCGAUCUGUGCAAAAUGGCCAUGAUUAAAAUCGCUGCAUCAAUAGCAUCCGCUUCGGCUUCAGCCUCCAGGAUUAUUGCUCAGAUCCAUGACGAGCUGCUGUUUGAAGUGGAGGAUGCACAAAUGCAUGAGUUUGCAGCUGUCGUUAGAGAAACCAUGGAGUCUGUACAGCACAUGAAAGGACUUCUUCGGCUAAAGGUCCCUUUGAAAGUGGCUCUGACCUCCGGCAAAUCCUGGGGGUGCAUGAGAGAAAUAGACGAGAAGAAGAAGAGCCUUUAGAAGGGUUAUUCAGCCAUUCCACCAACUCCGGCCUCCGCUGAUUCCCUGACAAAUCUCCAAGCAACCACCCGGCUGGAUCUUUCAUCAGCACCUAAUUCUCAGCAUAUAAAUUUCCUUUACUUCA